GAGGCGGCGGCGGGAUGUUCACGACGGGGGCGGAGAGUCUGCUCCGCCAGGCCAGGGAGAUCCGGGACGAGGAGCUGGGCAAGUUCUGUGCCCGGGUCUGUGCGCUACUGCGGAAGGAGGACUGGGGUGCCGACGCCCUGGACGCCCUGCGGAGGCUCUUCCUCAUCGUCUCGGCCACGAAAUACAACAGGAGGCUGGAGGAGCCUUGUGUGGCACUGCUGAAGACGGCCCUCUGCUCGCCCACCUGCCCCGAGCAGCUCCAGCUCCUCUGUGCCGCUGUCCUGAGAGAGAUGUCGCCCUCGGACAGCCUGAGCCUCUCCUGCGACCACAUCCAGAACACGCGGCAGCUGGGCCUCGUGGCCUCUGUGCUCUUGGCCCAGGGUGACCGACAGCAGAUCAGGAGCUUGGGCCAGCGCGUCCUUGGGGUCCUGGAGAGCCGGCAGCCCGAGGGGCCCAGCCCGAGGCACGUCCUCCCCGUCGUGUCCAAGGUCACCAGCCUGGCCCCGGACGCCCUCCGUGAAGAGCAGACCAGGGCACUCAGCAAGCGGCUGGGGGACUGGCUCCGCUACGCCAGCGUCCAGCAGGCGGUCACCCACUCCUCCGGGGGCUUCUUCUCCACGCCCAGAGCCCGGCAGCUGGGCCCUGUCACCGAGGUGGACGGGGCAGUGGCCACGGACUUCUUCACGGUGCUGUCCACGGGCCAGCGCUUCACGGAGGACCAGUGGCUGAACGUGCAGGCCUUCUCCAUGCUGCGGGCCUGGCUGCUGGACAGCGGCCCUGAGGGCUCCAGUGCCGCGGAUGCAGACGACAAGUCGGAGCUGGAAGGCUCCACCCUGUCCGUGCUCUCGGCCACCUCCACUGCCAGCCACCUGCUGCCGCCCCAGGAAUGGCUGCGGGAGAAGGCCUUCGAGUACUGCCAGCGCCUGCUCGAGCAGAGUAACCGGCGAGCCCUGAGGAAGGCAGACUCAGACCUGCAGAAAGCAUGUCUGGUGGAGGCCGUGCUGGUGCUGGACGUGCUCUGCCGGCAGGACCCCUCCUUCCUGUACCGCACCCUCUCCUGCCUGAAGCCCCUGCACACACGCCUGCGCGGGGACCCAGCCUGGGUGCGGGCGCUGCUGCCCGUCGCCCAGUUCUUCCUGCACCAUGGGGAGGCCGCCGCAGUGGACGCAGAAGCCGUCUACCAGCACCUCUUCACCAGGAUCCCCGCUGACCAUUUCCACAGCCCAAUGCUGGCCUUCGAGUUCAUCCAGUUCUGCAGGGACAGCCUGCCUCUGUUCGGCAGAAACCUCGGCGUUCUCAGGACAAGCUUCCCGAACCUCUUCAAGUUCCUGGCCUGGAACAGCCCGCCCCUCACCUCCGACUUCGUGGCGCUCCUCCCAUCGCUGGUCGACGCGGGGACGGCCGUGGAGAUGCUCCACCUGCUGCUGGACCUGCCCUGUCUGACCGCAGCCUUGGACCUGCAGCUCAGGUCGCUGCAGGCCUCAUCUGAGAGGCCGCCCUGGGACGUCUCCAUCAGGGCCCCCGGCUGCCUGGAGGCCUUCCGGGACUCGCAGGUCCAGGGUCUCUUCCAGCACCUGCUGCGUGCCCAGGCCAGCGGGACCGCGGAGAGGUUGACGCCACUCUACCGGCUGCUGCAGCCCCUGGCCGGCUGUGCCCGGGUGGUCCAGUGCGCCGAGGCCGUGCCCACCCUGCUCCGGGCGUUCUUCUCGGCGGUGACACAGUUUGCUGACGGGGCCCUGGCCAGCCAGCUGGCACUGCUGCUCCUGGAGCGAAGCGACUCACUUUACCAGGUCCCGGGGUAUGAAGCCAGUGUGCACAGGGUGCUGAGCUCCCAGUUCCCGGCCUUGUGCAAGCUGCAUCCCCCACUGGUGGUCGAGCAGGCGAAGGAGCUGCUGGAGUUUGUGGGAGGCCCCCGCGGCGGCGGGCACAUGCUCACGUCCGUGGUGUGGGCCAUCGGCGAGUACCUGUCGGUGUCCUGGGACCGGCGGUGCACCGUGGAGCAGAUCAACAACUUUUUCGAAGCCCUGGAGGCCCUGCUCUUCGAGGUCACCAGGUCGCGGCCCUCCACCGCCCUUCCCCAGUGUCCUCCACAGGUCAUCACCGUGCUCAUGACCACGCUGACCAAGCUGGCCUCUCGGAGCCAAGACCUGAUUCCCAGGGUCUCCUUGCUCCUGUCAAAGAUGAGGAACCUGGCCCAGAGCCCAGCCACGGGCUCCAUGCCCAGUGAGGAGGACGUGGGAGCCGUCCGCACGCGGGCCACCGAGCUGCUGAACCUGCUGAAGAUGCCCAGCGUGGCCCAGUUCGUGUUCACACCCAGCGUGGAGGUGUCCGAGCCCCGCUAUCACCGUGACACCAACACGGCCCUGCCCCUGGUCCUGCGCACGGUCAGCCGGCUGGUGGAGAGAGAGGCGGGCCUUCUGCCAGGGUGAAGGGACCAGGUAGACGCCGGGCAGGGCUGCAGGUUGAGAGCCUGGUAUUACCAGCCAUGGCUUCAGUGGUCACGGAGGCUGUCACAGUCUCAGCCUUUGGCCUCUGUGUGUCUUUCUCUAGCCCCUUUUUCUCGUGACCACACUGAGCUGUGCAGUGACACAGCACUGAUUCUCGGCUUUAGCCCCUCUUGGGACUGGGUGGGAGGCUGCUUGGUUUGUGUCUUGCCGGUCCUUGUUUGUUUGGGGGCAAGAAGAGAUACGGCGAAAAUAAAUCUCCUUUACAAAACA
Messenger RNA from Mesoplodon densirostris (Blainville's beaked whale), 2717 nucleotides. It is a transcript of the gene AP5Z1, whose product is annotated as adaptor related protein complex 5 subunit zeta 1. Gene Ontology annotation, cellular component: AP-5 adaptor complex. The record is from RefSeq and is a predicted model, not a curated record. The transcript is spliced from 17 exons. The coding region runs from base 15 to 2429 and encodes 804 amino acids. NCBI's taxonomy places the organism in Eukaryota, Metazoa, Chordata, Mammalia, Artiodactyla, Ziphiidae.